Oryza sativa Japonica Group (Japanese rice) is the source of this 954-nucleotide messenger RNA. Its product is annotated as mitochondrial ATP-independent inner membrane protease subunit 1a. Lineage: Eukaryota; Viridiplantae; Streptophyta; Magnoliopsida; Poales; Poaceae. Gene Ontology annotation, cellular component: mitochondrial inner membrane peptidase complex; membrane. The record is from RefSeq and is a predicted model, not a curated record. Gene Ontology annotation, molecular function: serine-type endopeptidase activity.
CCUACCUCUCCCAAAAAAAAAAAAAAAAAACUCUCCCGAGCUCUCCUCGCCGCCGCCGCCAUGUCCGGGUUCGCGCGGCGCCUCGGCGGGAUCCCGUGGAGGGAGAUCGCCGGGGAAGCCUUCUCCCGCGUCUUCCUCGUCGCGCAGGCCGUCUGCGCCGUCCACGUCGUCAACGCCCACGUCUGCUCCUUCGCGCUGGUGAUGGGCCCGAGCAUGCUGCCGGCGAUGAACCUGGCGGGGGACGUGGUGGCGGUGGACCUGGUGAGCGCGCGGCUCGGGCGGGUGGCGAGCGGCGACGCCGUGCUCCUCGUCUCGCCGGAGAACCCGCGCAAGGCGGUCGUCAAGCGCGUCGUCGGGAUGGAGGGCGACGCCGUCACGUUCCUCGUCGACCCCGGCAACAGCGACGCCUCCAAGACCGUCGUGGUACCAAAAGGCCAUGUCUGGGUGCAGGGUGAUAAUAUUUAUGCUUCUAGAGAUUCAAGACAGUUUGGACCUGUCCCUUAUGGUCUAAUUACAGGGAAGAUCUUUUGUCGGGUUUGGCCACUGAAGGAUUUUGGUCCGAUAGAUCCAAUGUCAGCUGAGUAGGGAAUUUAUCGAAGACGGCAUGCAUAUCUUGAGAUUUUUAUGAUCAGGCAACAAGGCCCUACAUUCUGGUUCAUGGUGUCUGCCAUGGCACAUUUUACAGCAAAACCGAGAGCAUCAAAGUUUAUUGCUCAGUUUUUUAACAUGAGAAUUUUGGCCAUAGUCCUCAAGGGAAUCCCAAGUUCUCAACCAUGCUCUUGUAUAAAUUGAACAGUGUAACUUUGGUGUACGAAAUUUUUAGAACAUUAUUGAGAUAGACCAAAAUUUGUAGAACGCUGUUGAUUAAUUAAUCGAAGUCGCCAUGUAUCAGAGUUGUUAUCGGACAGUGGUAAACGCUUACCGGUUUAAUAAGUAGAAACAAAAUUCUUGUUU